This is a messenger RNA of Trichoderma gamsii, 1215 nucleotides long. RefSeq lists its product as hypothetical. The record is from RefSeq and is a predicted model, not a curated record. The transcript has 3 exons. Bases 1 to 1215 code for a protein of 404 amino acids. NCBI's taxonomy places the organism in Eukaryota, Fungi, Ascomycota, Sordariomycetes, Hypocreales, Hypocreaceae.
AUGACUCAGAUCAGUGCUAACGGUGAUGCCUCCGCCGAUGAUGAGGCCUUCCUCGUUUUUCGAGAGACGCGCCUCAUCCCGGCCUCGACCUCCAAGACAGGUCCACCCAGGGAUGGAAAGGAGUUUGAAUAUGCCGAGCAUAGCUUCCUGGGAGAUUCUGUUCAACUCAAGCUCGAGGGCGGUAACGCGACAGCAGCAGCUCUCGUCCCGCUUGCUCUGCCCAACAAGCUCCAGUUGACUUACGGCCAAAUCAACGGACUCGCAGGCGAUUUCUAUGGGACGACUAAACCCAUUAGCGAUGGGGCAGACGAUGAGGACCGAGCCCAUCGUUUUAUUUUGGCGUAUAAUCAGUUGGCUGUCGAUACAAAUCGACAACCUAGUGAAGCUACAGCCAUUCUAGACCUGCUGCAAGAGGAAGUGGAAGCCGUGAAUACCGCCUUGAAGGAUGGAAAGGAUCCCUCUAAAGCCUUAAGCAAGCUAAAGGGCAUUAACAUCAAGCUUCAAAAGAUAACGAUAACUCGUGGCAAAGAUUAUCCGAGCUACGUGAUGCUCGCGCAGAGGAACUGGGACCAUUUUGGGGAGGAUGCACGCACAGCUUACAACACAGGCCAUGCCGAGGCGCUGAAAUAUGCCGCGACUCCAGGUAGCGACUUGCGAUUAUCGUAUGCUCUGAACGCCUUUGCGGAUCAUUUCCUGGAAGACUCCUUCUCCGCUGGUCAUCUUCGCGCUCCUCGACGCGCGCUGCAUGACAGCAUCAACUUCACCGCCGACUUGUGCUGCAAGUAUAUGCAUGACGAAGACUGCGCACUCGGCAUCUCCGUCAAAAAUCCCAGUGGUGACUCAUUCAUGGUCUACGGCGACAAGCGUCUCCUUGACAAGGCCAAUUCACAGAACCAGCAGCUUUGCCUAUCAGCAGUUCAGGCUUCUGCGGACGAGGUGUAUCAAGCCUGGCAUGACAAGAAAACUCCGUCAGAGUCUUCCUAUAAAGCCUGGAGUUAUGCGCCGACCCUAGAGUCGGCCCGCGGGGACCAGGUGCUUGCCCCUCUGUUCAAGUUUCCCGAGAAUAGAAGCUCUGUUGCGCCUCGUCGGAAGGAUAUCACUAAACGCAGGAUGGGUAAGGAUACUGAUUAUACGGACGAUUAUUGGUGGGCGACAACCUUGGGAGAGUUGAAGCUGUCCAAGCUGUGGGACUAUCCCAUGCAUCUGGACAAUUAG